UGCGCAGUCUUCACCCUCCCCCAGAGGAGGUAUAAAUUAGUGGAUCAGGCUAUCCAGAGGGGAAUAUCCUCAACCUCUGAGAACGACUCAAAAAAGCUGCUCAGAAGUUCUUUCCUAUACUCACAGCUAUGACAAGACCAUAAGAUCACGAAUCCUCUGAACAACUGCUACUUUGAAGACAACACACAUUUAUGCUACUUCCGCAUUAAAGGAUUUUUCAUCUGACAGUUGAGGAACACAGAAUACCAAGAGGUGAACAGCUACAACGUCCUGUGACUUCUCAGUCUGGUGGCAGACACUAAAUCAUGGUUGUAAAGCUGUGUGUCUUGCUCUGUCUCCUUAUGCUGUUGGCAUGUUUUACCCAGCCAAAACCUCAUGAUGAGCUUCCAUUACGCUCAAUGGAGAUCAGAGAUCCAAACAUUGAUGCCGUUUGGUAUAAAGACAGAGGAAUACGACCUGUUGGAAGAUUUGGGCGAAGGAUGGCACAAAGAGACGUAGCAGCCUUGCUUGUUGAAACAGUGUUGAAAUUGCUGUAACGCUUAAAACUGAUCAAUGCAUGAUCAUAUGACAUCAAUGGGUAA
Messenger RNA from Megalobrama amblycephala (Wuchang bream), 581 nucleotides. RefSeq names its product prolactin releasing hormone (gene prlh). Gene Ontology annotation, biological process: G protein-coupled receptor signaling pathway; feeding behavior; response to peptide hormone. Gene Ontology annotation, molecular function: prolactin-releasing peptide receptor binding; neuropeptide hormone activity. The record is from RefSeq and is a predicted model, not a curated record. NCBI's taxonomy places the organism in Eukaryota, Metazoa, Chordata, Actinopteri, Cypriniformes, Xenocyprididae.